Sipha flava (yellow sugarcane aphid) is the source of this 1469-nucleotide messenger RNA. RefSeq names its product zinc finger protein 300-like. NCBI's taxonomy places the organism in Eukaryota, Metazoa, Arthropoda, Insecta, Hemiptera, Aphididae. The record is from RefSeq and is a predicted model, not a curated record. Gene Ontology annotation, biological process: regulation of transcription by RNA polymerase II. The transcript is spliced from 6 exons. The coding region runs from base 207 to 1232 and encodes 341 amino acids. Gene Ontology annotation, molecular function: RNA polymerase II cis-regulatory region sequence-specific DNA binding; DNA-binding transcription factor activity, RNA polymerase II-specific. Gene Ontology annotation, cellular component: nucleus.
AUCAUUAUUAUUACUAUUAUUAUUAUUGUUGUAAAAUUGUUGAAACCGUAUAAUAUUAUAUUAUUAUUAUAGAAUGUAUCUUGUUGAUUAGUUUCUAAUCCGAACGGGCUUCCAAUCGAACAGCAGACUACUGUAUGCGAUCACAAUAACACAGCUGCAGGACAUUAAAUCAUGUUUGUGAGUUAGACGGCUUACUACCCUACGACAUGCAGCAAACACAACAACACUUCUCGGCUACAGAAUACGAAUUACAACAGCAACAGCCGCAGUACUUAGGAAAACAUGAUGCUGCUGUCAAGUACAUGCAACAACUUGGACUCCACAAGCAGAACAUCAAAGUUGAUUCUGAGAUAAGACCCUGCUUAGUUGCCGAUAAUGUGAUUAGUGAUCAAAAUAGCAGUUGUGGUAGUCCACCUUUAUCCAUUGUUGUUAAUGGUGAUGAACAACAUGGGUCUAGUACUCCAGUACCCACAUCUACAUCAGUAUCACGAUCUAAACCUCAAGCUUGUCGAAUAUGCGGACGUGUUCUAGCUUCUACUUCAUCUUAUUAUGUACAUCUCAAAUCACAUUCAAACAACAAACCUUAUCGUUGCACACAGUGUGAAGCGUGUUUUUGUCGUAAACCAUAUUUAGAAGUCCAUAUGAGAACUCAUACUGGUGAGCGACCUUAUCAAUGUAAUUUGUGCCUAAAGAAGUUCUCUCAAAAGAGUAGUCUCAACAUUCAUAAAAGAGUUCAUACAGGCGAGCGUCCCUAUUCAUGUGACAUUUGUAAGAAAACAUUUGCAGUUAAAAGCUAUGUUAUUUCUCAUAAAUGGAGUCAUAUGACUGAAAAACCAUUUGUAUGUGAGCAAUGUCAGUUAUCAUUUAAUUCUAAGAUCCAAUUCGUAACGCACCUUAGAUCUCAUGACUUGGGGCCUGCACAUUGUUGUCAAUUUUGUGGUAAAGCUUUUGUGAAAGGAUGCUUUUUAGUCAGACACAUCAAUAAAGUCCACCGAUUCAAUGUCGCUGCAGCUGCAGCAGCUACUGACCAUGAGCCAGUACAUAGUUCCUACAUGCAAUCAGAAACUAACUAUUCUAGCAUAAGAUUUGAUCCUCGUGAAAUCAGUAUAUUACCAACUACCAAGAAUGGACCUCGUUUUUUGGGGCCUCCACCGCAUAAUACAGAUGGUCCACCACCAUUAACUCACCUGACUCCCAUGAUGUUGGGUCCACCGCAGAACACACGGGCAUAAACCUAUUUCUUCUAUAUUUAAUUAGUAGGUACUUUUAAAAAAUAUUAGAAAGUGUUAAUAUUAGUCUUGUUUUAUUAGGUAUUAAGUAUUAGAUUUACAAUUAAGUUAUUAAACAUCUUCAAACAUUAAUAAUGUCAUCACUUUUGUGGUAAUUGAUUCUUCAUACUUGUUUAAUAACACAAAAUAUUUUUUUUAUUAAAUUAUAUGUAUAUACAGAUUAUAUAAUUUUACAUUAAA